AUGGCAAGUGAAACCUAUCUCCCUUUGAGUGGGGUUGACAAUACAAGGCAGGCUUUUCCUACCUGCUGGAUUGGUGACUCUCAAACCAAAUUUCCAGUUGGUGUAAUCAGAUGUCCUAUAUGCCGCCAAGAAUGCAGACAGAUAGAUCUGGUGGAUAAUUACUUUGUAAAAGACACGUCAGAAACACCAAGCAGCUCUGAUGAGAAGUCAGAACAGGUGUGUACAAGCUGUGAAGAUAAUGCUAGUGCUGUUGGAUUUUGUGUAGAGUGUGGGGAAUGGUUGUGCAAGACUUGCAUAGAAGCUCAUCAGCGAGUAAAAUUUACUAAAGAUCAUAUGAUCAGAAAAAAAGAAGAUGUAUCUUCAGAGGCCGUGGGAGCAUCUGGUCAACGUCCUGUUUUCUGUCCUGUCCACAAACAAGAGCAGUUAAAACUUUUCUGUGAAACAUGUGACAGGCUGACAUGCAGAGACUGUCAGUUACUGGAACACAAAGAACACAGGUAUCAGUUUCUGGAAGAAGCUUUUCAGAACCAGAAGGGUGCAAUUGAGAACCUAUUGGCCAAACUUCUUGAGAAGAAGAAUUAUGUAAAUUUUGCAGCUACCCAAGUUCAAAAUAGGAUAAAAGAAGUAAAUGAAACUAACAAACGAGUAGAACAGGAAAUCAAAGUGGCUAUAUUCACCCUCAUCAAUGAAAUCAAUAAAAAGGGAAAAUCUCUCUUACAGCACCUUGAGAAUGUAACAAAGGAGAGACAGAUGAAAUUAAUACAACAACAAAAUGACAUCACUGGUCUUUCGCGACAAGUGAAGCAUGUGAUGAACUUUACUAAUUGGGCUAUUGCAAGUGGCAGCAGUACUGCUUUGCUAUACAGUAAACGGCUGAUAACAUUCCAGUUACGUCAUAUUUUAAAGGCACGUUGUGAUCCUGUUCCAGCUGCCAAUGGAGCAAUACGCUUCCAUUGUGACCCUACAUUCUGGGCAAAGAACGUCGUCAAUUUAGGUAACCUUGUCAUUGAAAAUAAACCAACUCCUAGUUACACUCCUAAUGUAGUGGUUGGACAAGCUCCUCCAGGAACAAACCACAUCAGCAAAGCUCCAGGACAAAUCAAUUUAGCGCAGCUUCGACUUCAGCAUAUGCAGCAGCAAGUGUAUGCACAAAAGCAUCAGCAACUGCAGCAGAUGAGGAUGGGACAGCCAGCUGGGUCAGUUCCCAGGCAGACGAGUCCACAAAUCUUACAGCAGCAGCCUCCCAGGUUGAUCAGCAUGCAGACCAUGCAGAGGGGUAACAUGAACUGUGGGGCUUUCCAAGCACAUCAGAUGAGAAUGGCUCAGAAUGCUGCUCGUAUACCAGGAAUACCACGCCACAAUGGACCACAAUACUCCAUGAUGCAACCUCACCUUCAAAGACAACAUUCUAACCCUGGGCAUGCGGGGCCUUUUCCAGUUGUUUCUGUGCACAACACCACUAUUAAUCCAACUAGUCCUACUACAGCAACAAUGGCGAGUGCAAACCGUGGUCCAACAAGUCCGUCCGUUACAGCAAUCGAACUCAUUCCUUCUGUAACAAACCCAGAGAAUUUACCUUCCCUGCCAGAUAUCCCACCCAUCCAGCUUGAAGAUGCUGGUUCAAGUAAUUUAGAUAACCUUCUAAGCAGAUACAUUACAGGCAGCCACCUACCCCCACAACCUACAAGUACCAUGAAUCCCUCCCCAGGACCUUCAGCUCUAUCUCCAGGGUCAUCAGGUUUAUCCAACUCCCACACUCCUGUGAGGCCACCUAGUACCUCCAGCACAGGUAGCAGAGGAAGCUGUGGCUCCUCGGGCAGAACUGCUGAGAAAACUAGCGUUAACUUCAAGUCUGACCAAGUGAAAGUCAAGCAAGAGCCAGGGACAGAGGAAGAGAUAUGCAGUUUCUCAGGAACAGUAAAACAGGAAAAAACAGAGGAUGGCAGAAGGAGUGCUUGCAUGCUUAGCAGUCCUGAGAGCAGCUUGACACCACCAUUGUCCACUAACUUGCAUCUGGAAAGUGAAUUAGAAGCAUUAGGAAGUCUUGAAAAUCAUGUAAAAACUGAACCAGCAGAUUUAAGUGAAAGUUGCAAACAGUCUGGACAUGGCCUUGUAAAUGGAAAAUCCCCAGUGCGGAGUCUAAUGCACCGAUCAGCUAGAAUUGGAGGAGAAGGCAAUAACAAAGAUGAUGAUCCAAAUGAAGACUGGUGUGCUGUAUGCCAAAAUGGAGGGGAUCUAUUAUGUUGUGAAAAGUGCCCAAAGGUGUUUCACUUAACUUGUCAUGUACCAACACUCCUCAGCUUUCCAAGCGGAGAGUGGAUAUGUACAUUCUGCAGAGAUCUGAGCAAACCAGAAGUAGAAUAUGAUUGUGACAAUUCACAACACAGCAAGAAAGGGAAAACAGCACAAGGUCUGACUCCUGUGGACCAAAGGAAAUGUGAACGUCUCCUGCUUUACCUGUAUUGUCAUGAGCUGAGCAUUGAAUUUCAAGAGCCAGUCCCAGCCUCGAUACCAAACUACUAUAAAAUUAUAAAGAAACCAAUGGAUUUAUCUACAGUGAAAAAGAAACUACAAAAGAAGCAUUCUCAACACUACCAGACUCCUGAGGAUUUUGUGGCAGAUGUCCGGUUGAUCUUCAAGAACUGUGAAAGGUUUAAUGAAAUGAUGAAAGUUGUUCAAGUUUAUGCAGAAACACAAGAGAUUAAUUUGAAGGCUGAUUCAGAAGUAGCGCAGGCAGGGAAGGCAGUUGCAUUAUACUUUGAAGAUAAACUUACAGAGAUCUACCCAGACAGGACCUUCCAGCCUUUGCCUGAAUUUGAGCAGGAAGAGGAUGAUGGUGAAAUAACUGAGGACUCCGAUGAAGAUUUUAUACAACCACGUAGAAAACGCCUAAAAUCAGAUGAGAGACCAGUGCAUAUAAAGUAAUCUAAUGAUAUGGACCUAAAAUUUAUUGUAAAAACUGUUAUUUAAGUGUUCCUGGAAUAUUAUCAUGCCUACAGUGGCCAUCUUGAAGAAGCUGAUAGCUUUUUAAACAGUAUUAGAUUACAAAAAACACUUGUACAGAAAAGCAUUCUCAUCAAAAGGGGAAAAAAACUGUAUUGUAAAUUUUUGGCGUUUUUUUUUUUUUCCUUGAUUAUUUGCUAUAUUCUUUCUUUUUCUGAUGGAGGGGACACAUUCAUCCUGGUCUCGCAGACAGAGGUGGAUGAAUGUUGGAGAGAAGCAGAUUUGAUAAGACAUGUUCCGCGUACAGAUAAGACUGCUUAGUAAAAUGUUCUGCAGGACUGGACCAAUACAGUUACUGUAUCUUGCAUUCAUGCUGGACUGCAGUGUAAACUGUAAGCAAUGUUCCUGAAAUCCCCUCUUGGUGUGAACUUAAGUGUGUGUUGGUCAUUACUUUUAUCAUCUCAUUUAAGCGGUAUUGUGAAUAACUGAUCUUCUGUGUUGAUCCCAUUAUCUAAAUUUGACUUUCUUUACUACAUUUUAUGUAUAGCAAAAGGAAAAAAAAAAAUCAUUAAACUGUUCUGAAUUGGCAAGUGCAGGAGUGUGAGUUCUUGACAGAUGAAAGACUAAACUGGUGGCAACAAUCUUUUUUCAGUAGGCUAGGUAUAUUUAUUACGAAUCCUGUACACAGAACAUUUUAAUGGCAUUCAUGGCAGAAGUCUUCGCAUUGUCAUCUGUCCCUGAUCCCCCUAAUGAGGCAGAAUGUUAUCUCCAGUAUUCAUUGUCUAAUUUUCUGUACUUAAAAUAUAGACUGAAGAGUUAAUAACUGGUUGGGGUGUUUUUCCAGUCUUCCUAAAUAUCAGUUUCUAAUAGACCACUCGGCAAACAAUAACCUAUUAACUACCAAAUGUGUAAAAUUUCCUGUAUUCACUUUGUCUUAUUUGUAAAUAGUGAAUUGAGAUUUCUUGCAGAUCAGCAACAUUUGCUGAACUGUUUUUAAGCUAAUAUGUAUUCUUAUUAAUUGUUCCUAUCAAGAAAAGAUUUGUAAUAUAUGCUAUUUCUAACAUUGCAUUCAUUUUGAGGUUCUGUCUUAUUUUUAUUAGAGUACUACUCAGAACUUUCUUCAGAAGCAGCUUUUGAGCGAAAUGUCUAGAAAGAUUGGAAUAAAUCUGUUGAGAUCGGGUUACUUGUCCAUCCAUUGAACAAAGCACUUGCACAGACCGGGAUUUGGCUUUGAGUGGUUUCUGGUCAAAUAUUGAAAACAGAACAAUUCCCUUAUUUCCCUAAACCCUGUGGCGGGCAUCUCUGCAGUGCCUUCCCGUUGCACACUGCCUUCAUUCCAGCAUUUCUGGUUAGAAAUAGGUCAUCACAAAGUAAUUAUAGUUUGAACAGUUGUUUCCUUUACUGACAGAAAUCAAUACUAGAAAUAAUAAAUGUAAUUUCUGGCCUUCAUUGUUAAAGUAAGAUGAAGAAAUCAUGUAAUCGGAUGAGGUCAAGCUGAUAGACAAUAAAUUUGCCAUAAGAUUUUUUGUGAAUACAGCAAUUCUGUGGUAAAUCACUGGGGUUUUGGUAUACUCAGCAUGAGCAAUUCCUGUGACAUUGUAUACACUUUACCAUAAUGGUAAAGAUAAAUAUUUUAGCACAAUGUAUCAAACUGAGAUAUGCUCUCAGCAAUUUUUAUGCAAAUCACUUAAGAUUUGAUUUCUUUUUAUAAGAACAAAGUAUAUGUACAUUGUGACUGUACCUCACAAUAAAUGAGGGGACUGAAGGUAUUUGUAACUUCAAGCUCACUUCUUUAAAUUAUGCAAAUGUUACACUUAAAACUCAAACUGUUGGGUUUUUUUCAUUUUUCAGAUAUUAACAGUGCCAGUUUAAAUUUUUUUUACCAGUUUGUAUGUGAAAGGAAAAGUUAUUCUACUUAAACAUAUUAAAUUGACAAAUAGCAAAAACUUUGCCCGUAGAAAGGAUGAUGUGUGUGAAUAGGACACUAAUAGUAACAAGGGAUCAUUUAAUGGCUCUGUGUAUUGCCUAUUUAUGCAUUUCUAGUUUCUCAGCUUAAUUUUGCAAAGGAAUACUAUUAAAAUUAUCAUGAAAGUAAGAUUUUGUGAAUUCUCUUCAAUUGGGGUUACUACUUUUAUGGCGCUUAAGCACUCUAGGUUCUGUACCUUCAGGCCUCAACUUUUUAACUGUUCACUUUGUAAGGCACCAGUCAUGGAUUCAAGUACUGCAGAUACCCGCUGCCUGAACUGGAACAUAGGACAAGCAUGAUGGCAUCCUAGACUGGGUCACAGAGUGGGGGAAGGACCAUGCUACAAAGCUGUGAUUCAGGGGUGCACAUGCUCCCUGGGUGCUGCAAGUACAGUACCAUCUGUUUUCCAUCCAGAUGCCAGGUACCAGACCCCAGAGCAGAUGUCUAAAUGUUUUGAGAUAACUUCUGUGAUCAGUUCACUCCCUAUGACAAGGUAGAAAAAUUGUCAAACUUUGUAGGCUAGCAACUUAGCCUGUAUUCCACUAGCUCACCUGCAAACCACAAGUGGUGCUAAGCUUUGACCUUGAUGAGAGUUCAAGCUCUUGCACAUAAUCCACUGAACUUCUAGAACUGGUCCUUCCAUUCAGCUCAUCAGUGCUCAGUAGUAGUAUGUGGAAUUUUGACUUGUGUGCAAGAAAUCUUAAGUGUUUCUUUUUUAUAUAAAAGAAAUGAAACAACAUUAUCUUCUCCCCCCACCACCCCCAUUUUGGAACUCCCAAUACAACAACUCAAUGAUUGUUUUGAAAUUAGCUAAGUUCUAUUCAAAAAUACUUGAAAGGAUAGGUAAGCUCUGCUAAUACAUUUCCUGAUUCUAUAGUCUGUAAAUGUUCAUCAUAGAACUGUUAAGGGUUUGCUCAGUCAAAACAGCCUUUUGGUGCCACACUGUAUGUAACUUGUUCAGGAGCAAAUUAAUGGGGUUUGUAUUAACAGGCCACUGUGUUACUCUGAGCAUCUUCUCUAUGCCAGAUGAUGUGUGUGCAAUAUGUGCAAGUGACAGUGUGUUUUACCCUGGGAAUUAGAGCAUAGCUUACAUCAAUAAAGCUAGCAGGUAAAAGAUGUGGUGGGUGCACUCUGCAUGCCAGCUCCUUUGCGUGAUUGCAGUGUUCCAACGUGAUAGCAAGAAGAUAGUCUAGCACUUGAUGUAACUGUAUGCGCUCAUUUAAGACACUUGUAAAAAAAGACCAUUCAUGUCAAUUUUUGUUGUAAAUGACCCUGAAGUUUAAGUUAAUCCAAAGAAGUAAAAGGCAACUUGCUUUUGAAAUAAGAGUGAAAAGUGUACAGUAUGCUACUUGUGGACUUCUCAAUUACCUCAGCAGGUAUCCUGCCAUGUAAUUACUAGUGAUUAGUGAUAAUUUAACCAGCUGAUGAAUAGGUUCAGGUCUUCUAUUUAACUGUGCCCUGGAAUUAAGUGGCCUAUAGCAUAAUAAGGCAGAGUUACUAUCCAAAAAAAGGAUGUUCCCCAAACUUUCCAAAAUAGAAAUGCUCUGUUAAAUGUAGAGAGGUUGGUUUUUUUGUGUGGAAUGUCACCAUUGCUAUUACUUGUGACAUUUGACUGUGUCGGCACACUUAACACUGGAUCAUUGGAAUGUUUUAUAAACAUUUCUGCAAGCCACUGGAACAGAAGUCCUUAAAAUUAGCCCAAAUUUAUCACUGUUGUAUAAGCUAGUUUAUUGGCUGACCUCUAAAAGUUUAGGUAAUGGCAACAGUAUUUUAAAGCUAUGUAUAUGAUGUACUGGAAGUUGGCUUUUUCUUGUUUUUCUUACUCUCUUCCUUGGAAAAAGCAAUAAAACUGCUUUGUCUGUUGCCAGUUAGCAUGACAGAAUCCUUUCCUUUGGAUAGUGAUUUUAUAGGAAAGUUUGUAUGCAUAUCACCAAGUCUAGCUUUUAAAAACAAAGUGUGCAGGAGUUAUUGACAAUAUAGUGUGGCAUUUUAUUUUAUAAAUUGGGGAAAGUUACAUAUUUUUUUAAAAAGUAGGUGUUUGAGUAAAUAAUGGAGGUACUUUUUUAAAAAAAAAUUUAUAUGCCACAGUUUACAUAGACAUAUUUCAGAUUGAACAUACGCAUUGUAUCUUCAGAUAUGGCGAUUUCUUUUAUUUUCUCAAAGUGCGUGUACAGUAACUCUUCCAUCUAGUUCCUGUGUUUGCUUAUGGGAAUCCUACUUUAUAUGCUUUCUAAUAUAUCUUAAUUGAAUUAGGUUUCAAAAAUUGCAGUUAAUUUGGGUAUCUAUUAUAAGUGAACUAUUAAAUGUACGAAAUGCAGUUUUGGCCUUUUCUAUUGAGUGAUCUUACAGCUCAAGGCUGCUUUCUUUAGAAUUUAUUGAAUUUCUACAAGGAGAGGUACUAAAAAAUUUUAUAAGUUCGACUUGUUGCAGCAUUCACUCUAGAGUGAGCUACAUUAAAAAAAAAGUGCAUGUCUGCUAAUCGCCUGCAAAUGGGGGUAUUUCUUAGGUUCAGAACACCAUGAAACAUGUAUAUAAACCUACAAAGAUUUGUGCGGUUGAAAGCCUGUUUUACAUGUAAACGUACUCAUGGAAGGGUUAAAUUCAUGGCAUUCUUUGUUUCUUCAAUUAUUUCUUGCUUCCAGUAAGAAACUGGUUCUUUUUUGCACAUAGUAAACUUCGCUCAUCUUUUAAUAUGAUUCUUCAAAAAAGUGCUGUUUCUGUGGUAUUGUAUUAUCUGAAUAAUCAUAUUUAACUUUUUUUAAACAAGUUUACCGUUUCUAAUUGUUCUGUUCCUGUGUUUUUUGCUGGUGUGUAAUGAAAAAAAAGUUUUUCUUUACAUGGUUAUUUAAUACAUUAGCUGCCUGUAAAUAUUUCUUGUUAAGUGCUCUGGAAUGUGCUGUAGAAGUUGUAUUAGAUCAGUUUAAAGCAU
Aptenodytes forsteri (emperor penguin) is the source of this 7838-nucleotide messenger RNA. It is a transcript of the gene TRIM33, whose product is annotated as tripartite motif containing 33. Lineage: Eukaryota; Metazoa; Chordata; Aves; Sphenisciformes; Spheniscidae. The coding region runs from base 1 to 2925 and encodes 974 amino acids. The transcript is spliced from 20 exons. The record is from RefSeq and is a predicted model, not a curated record. Gene Ontology annotation, molecular function: zinc ion binding; protein binding.